GUCACACAGAUUACAGAAAGUCUGCAAACAUAAGUACAUUGUUUUAGCGAAAAUAAAUAAAUAAUUGUCUUUCAUUAGUCAAAAUUUUAAAACCCACAGUUUCCUUUUCUUCACCAGAAAACAGCCAGAGCUGUGAUCCCAAGUCGCAUUAGCUGAUCAAAGUUCUUGAUUAGAUCUUCAAAAAUUCAAGAAUUUGCAGAUUUCAUUGUGGGGUUUUCUUAAUUUGAGUAACAAUGGCAGUUAAAGGGAGGCAUUCUCGAAUGGGGCCUCGAAAAUCGUCGAAUUCCACACUGAUCUUUGGUGGGAUUAUUGUGUUGUCUUUUUUCGCUCUCAUUCUUCUUGCUUUCCGAAUUAUCUCCAUUCCCAGGGGCUCUCAGAAAGCACACGAUCUCACCUCUAUAGCCCACAACACUGUUCAAAGACAAGACGAUGACGACGAUGGAAAAAGAGAUCAGUGGGUUGAAGUGAUUUCUUUGGAACCAAGAGCCUACGUUUACCAUAACUUCUUGUCCAAGGAGGAAUGUGAGUAUCUGAUUAGUCUUGCCAAGCCUCACAUGCAAAAGUCAAGUGUCGUAGAUAGUUCUACUGGCAAGAGUAUGGACAGCAGGGUCCGAACCAGUUCCGGAACAUUUCUGGCGAGAGGACGUGAUAAGGUGAUCAGGGAUAUUGAGAAAAAGAUUGCAGAUUUCACCUUCAUACCAGCAGAGCAUGGUGAAGGUCUUCAAAUUCUCCACUACGAAGUGGGGCAAAAGUAUGAGCCCCACUACGAUUACUUUCUUGAUGAGUUUAACACUAAAAAUGGAGGUCAACGCAUUGCAACGGUUUUAAUGUACUUGUCAGAUGUUGAUGAAGGGGGUGAAACAGUAUUCCCAGCUGCGAAGGGAAAUUAUAGUGCAGUCCCUUGGUGGAAUGAACUAUCUGAAUGUGGAAAAGGUGGACUCUCUGUAAAACCAAAGAUGGGUGAUGCAUUGCUCUUCUGGAGCAUGAAGCCUGAUGCAACUCUAGAUCCAUCAAGUUUGCAUGGUGGGUGCCCUGUAAUUAAAGGUAACAAAUGGUCAUCCACAAAAUGGAUGCGCGUCCAUGAAUACAAGGCUUAACCUACUGCUAGAGGUCAGUUUUGAGUUUGGAUGCAGUCACUGUUGUGCCAUUUGUAUCAAAAGGAUAGUCUUGAAUAGAGCCACCACACAUGAAGCUUCAAUUUUACUUUGAUAGUACUCAUUCUCAACAUUCUUAUUCCUUUCUUUUCUGUAAAGUUG
Solanum verrucosum is the source of this 1256-nucleotide messenger RNA. RefSeq names its product probable prolyl 4-hydroxylase 10. NCBI's taxonomy places the organism in Eukaryota, Viridiplantae, Streptophyta, Magnoliopsida, Solanales, Solanaceae. The record is from RefSeq and is a predicted model, not a curated record. Bases 234 to 1097 code for a protein of 287 amino acids. Gene Ontology annotation, biological process: peptidyl-proline hydroxylation to 4-hydroxy-L-proline. Gene Ontology annotation, cellular component: endoplasmic reticulum. Gene Ontology annotation, molecular function: procollagen-proline 4-dioxygenase activity; iron ion binding; L-ascorbic acid binding. The transcript has 8 exons.